AUGUCAAUGUCGAGCCCUGCGGUGAUCUUCCAUCAUGGGCUACGAUGUACCAGAGUUCACAAGAAAUCGGCAGAAGUAACACCGUCGACCACCUCCUUGUCAACCCUGACUUCUUCCCUGACUUCAACGGCAUCUGAUGUAUCGGGUGAGACCUUGGCUCCCACACAGCUAGUUGGGCCUUUAUUCAACAGCUUUGCCACUCCCAGCACAUACGAUAUAAAAGUACCACCACCCACUCUUGGAACAACUGCCUCGCAGACGUCACAAGCAGCGGAUGUUGCACCGGUGAUCGCCACUCCAACGGCGACAACGGCCGCUACAGUCAUUACAGCCAUUCCAAAUAAACCGUCGGUAGCACCCGCCAGUUCAGCACCGGAUGAAGUAAAAAAGGACAUCCGGUCAUCUUCCUAUGAUAGUGUCAAUGAUGCCACCACACUGCCACCCCAUUCAACACCGGACCUCUUCACUCCUUCAAAUAGCCCGACAUUACCUGUGCAUACAAUCAUACCUACGGUCAAUGCCACCACGUCCUUUACAUUGGUCUCAACAACCACUGGAAGCGUCCCUUCCCAGACUUAUUCGCUUCGAGAACCUCCAGCGUCGUCCGAGGACAGCAAUGACGGUGUCUCGCUGCGUACCAUCCUAGGCAGCGUACUGGGUGCAACGGCCUUUCUCGUCCUUGCACUUCUAAUAUGUCUUCUCAUACUCCGCAACCGACGGAAAUCGAAAGGCGGCCAAAGUGUCGGGGGCAGUGAAAAGCCGCUGCACGAAGGCCGCCAAUCACCAGACUCUGCGACUGGCUUAUACCACGACCACCGGUCUAAUGCCUCAAAUGCGUCCGACACUUCUUCAAACUGUUCACUGUACAAUUACAUACCUAAUGCACCACUAAUAUCCAACUACGAUGGCCAUCAUAGUUCUAACCAACAACACCCGAAUCACUACUCCGAUCCUUUCUCAGACUCGGAUGAAAUCUUACCUACAUCACGAGAAAACGCCUACCACAUCAAAAAUACAGUUAGAUACCCGUUCCUCGAUGAUCCUCAGCGUACAGGACGGGCCAGCUACCCUCGUCGGCCCGCGUCCCUCCCUCUAUCCUUCGCCUCCUCGGACAGCCAUCGACGCCCUGGAAUCCCCUUCAUGCGAGACGAAGGAUCCAUGUACGGCAGCGAUCGCAGCCUUGGCAGCACCAUCAUUCUUCCGGGGCGUAGCAGCUCCGGAAGUAGCCUCCGGCGGUUCAGCUACGGUGCUUCGGCAGCCGAACUAGGACUCUGUUCGCCGACAGAGCCAGUGACACGAGCCAGUACCCGCAGCGAUCCCUUCGAUUUAGAGAUCCCUGCUAAGGCAAUGGACCGGUAUAGUACUUCCACCGUCAUCCGGGCUCAGGUAUAA
This is a messenger RNA of Aspergillus melleus, 1392 nucleotides long. RefSeq lists its product as uncharacterized. The transcript has a single exon. Lineage: Eukaryota; Fungi; Ascomycota; Eurotiomycetes; Eurotiales; Aspergillaceae. The coding region runs from base 1 to 1392 and encodes 463 amino acids. The record is from RefSeq and is a predicted model, not a curated record.